AUGUCAUUUGAAAACUCGCCGUUUGCCGCGUCUUUAUACCAGGCAGGCACGCCUAAACGUCAAAUCAUACACCCUGUCGACACGUCAUCGACGUCUUUUUUACAAUCCCCAGACUCAUCCUUCAUGGGGUCUUAUAAUACGCCUGUACCGCAAAACUAUCGAAUGAACUUGCAGCCUAGCAAUUUUAAGUUGGGAAUCAGCAGUGGAGCAGUCAGCAGCAACAGCAUUGGUGCCACCAGUGGUAGCAACAGUGGUAAUAACUUAGGCAGCUCUUUGACUAACACAUCUUCGAUUGGAUUAUCAACGCCCAGCAACAGAAUUGUUAGACCUCUUUUUAAUACACCAGUGCCUGGGAAAGCUUCGCCACUUAAAACUUCAUCUGGUAUAGCUCCACCUAUUGUAUCGACCUCUGGAAGCUCCUAUUUUACCAGUUCUGUAGAACCUCGUCCUUUGGCUUUGCGAUCCCCGGCACCAAAAUCAGCAGGGUCGACUACAUCUACAUCGACAAACACUGCAGAACCAUCUAAAAAGAAUGCUUUAUCUAAGGAUUCAACUAAAGUAGAGCCUGUGGAAGCGGGUACACACAUCCCCACUGGGUCAUGGGAGAGCUCUGUAACGCGUAAGAUACGUGGUCGGGUCGUCAACACAGAGCUUGCCACCAAGAAUUUGCUUGUUAAUCUUCUGCUUUUAAUUGCUGUGCGAUUUUUUAUUCACAUUGCAUUUAACCAAACUGCUGGCAAAGAAGCUGCGGCCGCGGCUUCUGCAGUAUCGCAUCACUAUCAUCAUGCGCGCUCUGGUUUGAGCAGCAGUGGUGGUAGUGGCGGCAGUGGCAACGGUGGUAGUAACCAACAAAAUUAUAGACAAUCUGCUUCAUCGUCUGUGGCUGCUGCUGCUGCUGCUGCUGCCAACUCUGCAUGCUCUACAUCACUUUCAGAGUGGUUUGCUCAGUACAUUCCAUACGAGUAUCAUUGGGCUUUUUUUAUUGUGGCCCGUGCGUCGCGGUACCUGGUGCACGGGACUCAACUGUUGCUAUUGUACAACAUUGUGGUCAAUGGCUAUAUUAUCUUUUUCCCAUUUGCACGACAAAUUGAGGAUGUGAAGGUUACGGAAUCGCAGCGACAACUUCUUGAUCUGCCACAAUCACCUCAUCCUACAUCGUCAAGUUCAGCUGGUGGUAGCAAAAGCCAAUCUCGUCCAGAUUCUGUGCCCUUAUACAAGAAAUCGACUUUGCAUCAGCGGUCAUAUGCAGGCCGCCCGUCAUCUUCGUCAUCAUCAUCAUCUUCUUCUUCUUCUUCUUCUUAUUCUUCUGCCACUUCGUCAUCUUCUGUUGUAUCUUCUUCUGUGUCGCCAUUUGUUUCACCAAGUAAGUCAGAUCCCUCCUCUGCACAAAAUGCAUCAACUUUAUCUCCAGUUCGAGCACCUGCACUUUCCGGGCCUACUCCACUUCUUGGAUCACCAUUAAAAGCACAUUUGAUGAGUAUGUCUCCGCAAAGUAAAACUAAACAACAGAGUAACAAAAACAAUGCAGUAGUUCCUGUCCCUGAGAAUAUUGAGCAGGCCCUACCAGCUUUACAACCUAACCAACAACCCUUUUUGCCUGGAUCUUCGUGUUUCUCCCUCUUUGGCACACCUGCAUCGCCACUUGCUGAUUUGAAGAAGAAAAUCAAUAGUCCGCCUGCGUCGCAUUUCCCUUCAUCGAACUCAGUUACCUCACGUUUGAACUUUGGAUUAACAUCAGGAUCUGCCAGCUCUGUAGGAAACAGUACUGUGAGCUCUGGUCUUGCUACUGGCAAUGCUAAUCUGAAUAAAGAUUUGCGACGAAAGUCAAUGGUUGCAGCUGCAUCGUCUGCUGGAAGUUCAGGUUCUGUUUCUGCGCUUGCUACAAAUACCACAAACAGUCUUGUGGGCAACUCUAGUAGCAUUAAAAGCUCUGGGAGUAAUAUCAGUAGCGGGGUCACGUCUUUAGCGCCAGGCUCACUUUUGAGUGCGGCGACUCCGAUACAAAGUUUCACAUCGCCGAAAUCGCCAACAUUUGACGUGACUGGCCGGUUCAAGUACCUAGCCAACACACCGAACCGGCACCGAGCUGUACGAGAUAUUUAG
Messenger RNA from Magnusiomyces paraingens, 2103 nucleotides. RefSeq lists its product as uncharacterized. Bases 1 to 2103 code for a protein of 700 amino acids. The record is from RefSeq and is a predicted model, not a curated record. NCBI's taxonomy places the organism in Eukaryota, Fungi, Ascomycota, Dipodascomycetes, Dipodascales, Dipodascaceae. The transcript has a single exon.